AUGGUGAAGGAAGGCAAUCCCUGUCGGGUAUCCACCAGAUACACCCUAGCGGUCCUAGGAUGCGUCGGCCUGGGCAUCAUCUACGGCCUAAAGGUGAACCUCCACGUGGCCAUUGUGAGCAUGGUGAACCACACCGCCGUGGCGGCAGAGGGCGGCGGCGACGCCCAUGGGACGGUUGCGGGCGGCAACUCUAGCUCGGCAGGCGGCGAAGGUGCUUGUGCUGCUGACGACACGAACUCGACCGGGAUACUAGUGGAGGAAGGCCCCUUCGUGUGGUCCAGCACCGUGCAAGGCCUCCUCCUCAGCGCCUACUUCUGGGGCUACCUGGCCGCGCAGCUCCCAGGGGGCCGCGCCGCCGAGCUCCUCUCCGCCAAGUGGGUCAUGUUCUUCUCGGUGUUCGUCAACGCGCUGUGCACGCUGCUCACGCCCGUCGCGGCUCGGCUCCACUUCGCCGCGCUCGUCGCGCUGCGGGUGGGCGAGGGCGUUGGCGGGGGAGUCACGUUCCCCGCCAUGCACGUGAUGCUGGCGCAUUGGGCCCCGCCUGGGGAGCGCAGCGUCAUGAGCAGCAUCGUGUACGCGGGAACUGCCUUGGGCACGGUGGUUUUUAUGCUGAUAUCAGGAAUAAUAGCAGGCUCUCUAGGAUGGGAAGCAGUGUUUUAUAUAGAAGGGGGUGUAAGCCUCAUUUGGCUGGUACUCUGGGCAAGUUUUAUAACAGAUACCCCACAAACUCAAAAAUUCAUAUCUGAAGAAGAGAGAACCUAUAUCCUCACAUCUCUGAAUCAAGGAAAUGACACAGAAAAACAUGAAGAAAAACACAAGAUACCUUGGAAAGCGGUUUUCACAUCCCCUGCAUUUCUCGCUAUCCUAGUAGCCCACACUUGCUCGAAUUGGGGCUGGUACAUGGUCCUGAUAGAACUACCGCUGUACAUGAAGUCCGUUCUGAAUCUCAAAAUAUCCGAAAACGCCGUUCUCACCGCCUUACCCUUCUUAUGCAUGUGGAUUUUCAGUAUCGUCCUGAGCAAAGUCUUGGACACACUUCGUGAAAAACAGCUGAUAUCUACGACGAUUGCCAGAAAGACGGCGACAGGCUGUGCCAGUAUAGUCCCCAUGAUUUGUUUCAUAGUGCUGAGCUAUAUUGGGUGUCAGAAGACGCUAGCAAUCGUAUUGAUGACGGUGGCAGUAAUGUCUAUUGGUGGGAUGUACUGUGGAUUUUUGUCGAAUCACAUCGACAUAGCACCUAACUUUGCUGGGACUUUGAUGGCUCUGACCAAUACAGUGGCUACUAUCCCUGGUAUAAUUGUUCCCGUUUUUGUUGGAAAAUUGACGGCUACUGAUCCUUCUAUUGGAUCCUGGCGAAUAAUAUUUUGGACCACUGUGGCAUUUUACAUAGUGGAAAUUUUAGUUUAUAUGACAUUCGGAUCAGGUAACGAACAACAGUGGAAUAAUGUGGAAGAAUUGAAAGGAGAAUUACAACCUCUCAAGCCAAAAAAAGAAGAAGAAGUGGGAAAGGAAACAUCCAAACCAGAUACAGCUUGA
Molecule: messenger RNA, 1536 nt
Organism: Phaedon cochleariae (mustard beetle)
Lineage: Eukaryota; Metazoa; Arthropoda; Insecta; Coleoptera; Chrysomelidae
Source: the annotation of a GenBank genome assembly